CAGACGGGCACCGGCUAACAACACGCAUCGCAGACGCGUCUCUUCGAUAACAACAAAACAAAAAAUAACAACAAAAAGAAGAAAAAGAAAAAAGCCCAGUAAGGGAAAUAUAAAAAGAAAACACAUAAAACAAGAACAAAAAACACAUAUGUAGCAACGAUAAUAAAUAUAUAGUCGGUAUCGCUCGGGAGUUGUUCGUUAAACAGCGAAAAAUGAACUGAAACUGACUGAAGCUGAAUUUUGUUGUCGGAUUUCAUUAUCAUUAAGACCAUCAAACGUGCAACGCAACCCGGUUGCAGGCAGUUAGUAAUCGAAAAGAAGCAACCCAACGGAGAUCCUCCCACCAGGGCAAAGAUGAGUGCCGCACAUGAGCCGACCAUCCACUAUCUGGACAGCAUCCUCAACGAGGAGGAGAAGCGAUGCGAUCAAUAUUCGCAUCAGUGGCGCAAUUUCACAAUUUCUCGAUCGGGUCGCUUCAGAUCGAAGAACAAGAAACGUGAUGUGGUCGAUGGAAAACUGUUCGACGGCAAGGAGAACGAUAAGAUCUCAGCGCGCAAUACGACAAGUAGCGCCAUGUCCAAGUCCAGCUCCUAUGCCACAAGUGCAACAUCAAAUCCAAGUGCAUCGACAGCGCCAACAGCGGGCGCAGGAAUUGGGGCAACAUCCAUGCGAAGUCAACGUGACAACAAAACGGAGAGCUAUAAAAGCUGCUACGAAACAAGCUUUUAAAUAGUGGGCACAUCAUCUACAAACUAUAUACAUACAAACUAUAUAAAAAUAUAUAUACGAAAUGUAUAUACGUAUGUAUAUAUAGCAUAUAUAUACAUAUAUGUAUAUACAUUUGUAUUGCGCUUUAUUAAAUCAACCUAAGAGUUUAUUGCACAACGUGUGGACUAUAAAUAUAUAUAUAUAUAUAUAAACAUAUAUAUAAAAAAAAAACUGCACAAAUUGGCAAUAAAAGAAAAGGAACCAACAAAAAACACAACUACAACAAAUAACACAAGGGAAGACCAAUUUUUGGUUUUUUUUUGCGCUGGCUGCUUUGAUAAAGUUAUUUUGUGUGUUUAGUUAUCAGCUAUUUAGUAUUAGUGGAGAAUAAAACAGAUUGGGCGCUAGCUUAGGCACUCUCUGAAUAUAUAGAGUAUACAUAUAUAUAUAUAAACAUAUAUAUAUAGAUCGAUUGUACUUACAUAUAUUUAGUAUAUAAAGUAAAUGUAUGAACAUUAUUAUCUCUUUCAUGCUUAGAUUGUACAAGUAUUAAAACGUGAUAAUUGCACUAAAUGGCAUAUAUACACACAUAUAUGCAUAUUUUUAAAUUUACAAAUUAUAUAUCGUAUAUAUACAUACACACACACAUACAUACAUACACACACAUAUAAUAUGUAUACAUGGCUUAAUUUGUAGAAACUAGUAAAAAUUUGCAAUGCCUAAAACUUAUUAAUAAAGCAUAAGGUUCGAUUUUA
This is a messenger RNA of Drosophila grimshawi, 1463 nucleotides long. RefSeq lists its product as uncharacterized. Bases 355 to 729 code for a protein of 124 amino acids. Lineage: Eukaryota; Metazoa; Arthropoda; Insecta; Diptera; Drosophilidae. The record is from RefSeq and is a predicted model, not a curated record. The transcript has 2 exons.